CCGGGCGCGGGAGGCCCAGACGGCCCUGGGGCGGCGGAGGCGCGGGGCCGAGAAGGGCCCCGGGAGGCGGGGCCGGGCGGCUCCUCCUCGUCACGAACUCGGGAUGACCUUGGCCAAGUCGCCUAGGCCCCUCCGAGCCGCCGCCGUCGCCGCGCCGCCCGGGUGGGCCGUUUUGAGGUUUUUGCGGCUCCGCGGCGGGAAGCUCUCGGAGGAGCGGGCAGUUUGCCGGGCGCCUCGCCGAGGGAGGGCGAAGGAAGAAAGGCCUCCCGAGGGCCCGGCCCGGCGCGGGCUGAGGGCGGGCUCUCGUUUUUUAAAUCUUUUCAAACUCGGGUGUAACGUGAGGUCGGUGCAGAACUUUGGAACGUGACCCUAGGAGACUCCCCUUGAUCUCAGCCCCAAGCGGCGAAGCCUGGAGCCCUUGGCAGCAGCCAGCUUCCUAGACACCCGCCGUGCCCGGCUGUUGUUCCAGGGGCGCCUGAGCCCACAGGCCCUGCCCACGUCCUUUAGGGGAUGGAAAGUAGGGACCCCCUAGCUUUUGAAGAAUUCAUGCUUGUGGUUCCUCUUGUUUGCAGAAACCUUUACCACCCAGGCAGGAAAUUGCAUAGCAGAUUUAGGUCUUUGAUUUUUGUUUUGCUUUCUUUUUUCCUUUUUUCUCCCCCCCCCCCUUUUUUUAAAGAGAGACAUGAACUCACUGUGUAGCCCUGGCUGCCCUCUAACUCAUAAAGAUCCGUCUGCCUCUCCUUCCCCAGUUUUAGGAUUAAAGGCCUACACCACUACACCUUGCAAGCAAAGUUCAGGUCUUUGUGAACUGUGGAGUCUUGUCCGUUUAUAGAUACAUGAUUGUGCAUUUUGUAUAGCACCGGCACCUUUUUGGUAGUGGUGUGGGAACUCUUACCUCGGUGGGCAAAGAUGUAUGUAAUCGAUGAUAAGAGUGAUAGGCAUAAAAGCAUAUUUUGAUGGUGUACGCUGGGAGAAAUUGAAAACACUGAAUUGACCAACCUCGUUUCCCUGCAGGUGACUAGCAUGCAGAUACUCGCACCCUGACUUGGCUGCCUGACUACUGACAUGGCCCACCGGGGUGGGGAGAGGGACUUCCAGACUUCAGCUCGGCGGAUGGGUACUUCCCUGCUCUUCCAACUUUCCGUGCAUGAACGGGAGCUGGACCUCGUGUUUUUGGAUCAUAGCUAUGCUAAACCAUGGAGUGCCCACCCAGAUGCCAGUAGUGCCCGCCCCACCCGCAUGCUCUUUGUAACUCCCCGUCGGCAGCAGGAGAAUACUAUUGAAUCAGACGUUCCAAUAGAUGUGGAGACGGUCACAUCAACUCCUGUCCCACUCUAUGACAACCAGAAGGCACGAAGUGUGAUGAACGAGUGUGAACGGCAUGUCAUCUUCGCCAGGACUGACGCAGAUGCUCCUCCUCCACCAGAAGACUGGGAAGAACAUGUCAACAGGACUGGCUGGACCAUGGCUCAGAGCAAGCUGUUUAACAAGAUCCUCAAAGCCCUGCAGUCUGACCGGCUCGCCCGCUUGGCCAAUGAAGGGGCUUGCAACGAGCCUGUGCUGCGUCGUGUGGCUGUGGACAAGUGUGCAAGAAGGGUACGACAGGCUCUGGCCAGUGUUGGCUGGGACACCAAGCUGAUCCAGUGGCUGCACACCACCCUUGUGGAGACCUUGAGUCUGCCCAUGCUGGCGGCUUACUUGGAUGCUUUGCAGACACUGAAAGGGAAGAUCCCAACUUUGAUCGAUCGGAUGCUUGUGUCAUCCAACACAAAGACUGGGGCUGCAGGAGCCGAGGCCUUGUCACUCCUCCUCAAGAGGCCCUGGGACCCAGCCGUUGGUGUGCUUUCUCAUAACAAGCCAAGCAAACUCCCUGGCUCUCCUUUGAUUCUCAUCGCCUCCUCUGGUCCCUCCAGCUCUGUGUUCCCUGCCUCACGCCGCCACCGCUUCUGGCAGUCACAGCUUUCCUGCUUAGGCAAGGUCAUCCCUGUAGCCACCCAUCUGCUGAACAAUGGUAGUGGGGUAGGAGUUCUGCAGUGCCUUGAGCACAUGAUUGGUGCCGUGAGAAGCAAAGUGCUGGAGAUUCACAGCCAUUUUCCACACAAACCCAUCAUCUUGAUUGGAUGGAAUACAGGAGCCUUGGUGGCCUGUCAUGUGUCUGUGAUGGAGUACGUCACUGCAGUUGUCUGCCUUGGGUUUCCUCUGCUUACUGUGGAUGGCCCCCGGGGGGAUGUGGAUGAUCCCCUCUUGGACAUGAAGACUCCAGUCCUCUUUGUCAUUGGUCAGAAUUCUCUACAGUGUCACCCUGAAGCCAUGGAAGACUUCCGGGAAAAGAUUAGAGCAGAAAAUAGCUUGGUGGUGGUGGGAGGAGCUGAUGAUAAUCUCAGAAUAAGCAAAGCAAAGAAGAAGUCAGAAGGGUUGACUCAAAGCAUGGUGGACAGAUGUAUCCAGGAUGAGAUUGUGGACUUCUUGACUGGAGUGCUCACUCGUGCUGAGGGGCAUGUGGGUUCUGAGCCUCGGGAUCAGGACGCUGAGAAGAAGAAGAAGCCCCGAGAUUUGGCCCGAAGAGACUUGGCCUUUGAAAUUCCUGAGCGAGGCAGUCGGCCUGCUUCCCCAGCUGCCAAGCUCCCCACCUCCCCUUCGGGCUCAGAGGAUCUCUCCAGUGUGUCCAGCAGCCCCACCUCUAGUCCUAAGACCAAAGUGACCACGGUGACCUCUGCUCAGAAGUCCAGUCAGAUUGGGGCUUCCCAGCUGCUGAAAAGACAUGUGCAGAGGACAGAAGCUCUACUGACCCACAAACAAGCCCAAGCACAGUUUGCUGCUUUUCUGAAACAAAACAUGCUGGUGAGGAAAGCUUUUCCUCCCGGCGCCUCCUCCUGUCUCUUUGUUCCCAUUUCAUCAGAACCCAUGGAGGAGGCAGAGAAAGAGGAGCUUCGGGUCCAGCUGAAGCGGCACCAUCCUUCCAGUCCUCUUCCUGGCGCAAAGCCCUCCAAGCGACCAAAGAUCAAAGUGUCCCUCAUCUCCCAAGGGGACACAGCUGGAGGGCCUUGUGCUCUUUCUCAAGGUGGAACACCUGAAGCCCCUGGGGGGAAACCCAUCACCAUGACGCUGGGAACUUCCUCGGGAGCCAAGGAACUCACUGGACUUCUCACUACAGCCAAGUCAAGUUCUUCUGAAGGUGGAGUUAUAGCCAGCGCAGCCCCAUCUGUGGCUUCCAGCAGUGCCACACCCAAUGCCAUCCACACACUGCAGAGCCGCUUGGUGGCCACUUCUCCUGGCAGCUCCCUUCCAGGGGCUACUUCGGCCAGCAGCCUCCUCCAAGGCCUCAGCUUCAGCUUACAGGAUAUUAGCAGCAAGACCUCUGGCCUCCCAGGAAGUCCCUCUCCAGGGCCAGCCCCACAGGCCGCCAGUGUGAAAUUGCCAACCCCCAUGCAGAACCUGGGUGCCAUCACCACAGGCACAAGCACCAUCGUCCGUACCAUUCCUGUGGCCACCACUCUCUCCUCCUUGGCUGCCACUCCUGGUGGGAAGCCCACUGCUAUCCACCAGCUGCUGACCAAUGGGGGCCUCGCUAAGUUGGCAAGCAGCCUACCUGGUUUAGCUCAGAUUUCUAACCAAGCAUCAGGCUUAAAGGUCCCCACCACCAUUACUCUGACACUCCGUGGCCAGCCAAGCAGAAUCACCACGCUAAGCCCUAUAGGCUCAGGAGCAGCACCAUCCGAGGAGCCCACCUCCCAGAUGCUGCCCUCUAGCUCACAGCGCCUGCCUCCAGCACCCUGAAUAUGCCAGCAAUAUGUCCUCCUUACCAGGUUGGUGACAGCUGCCUCAAGGUGAACCGUGUGGUCCUGCUGAGCCGUCUGAGUGUCUGAAGACAUCCUAAAGACAGUCAUUUCCACCUUCUACCCGCUGUCUUUGGGGUUGGGCCUCUGGGUCUUGAGAGGGCAUUAGGCCAGGUGAUAUAGUGCCAGCAAGGGGAGCACUGUCCAGGGCCAGCAGGUUGGUUCCUGGAAUCCCCAGCAGGCCUGGCCGUGUGUGGAUUAUUGGCAUUUCUACCCCAACACUACUGUCAUUUGACCCCAGUGUCAGUAUAGAGCUGCUCACUGCAGUUCAUGAGGAAGGCAGGGAGAACUGGGCUGUCGGCUUUGAGCCCCUCAGCUGCUGGGGCCGUGAGGAACGGUUGUUAGCAGGCCCCUCUUCUUCUUCACCAUGGUUUGUGCACUGUCUGUACCAGAGCCUGUAGGUCCAAAAAGACUGAAGAUGAGGGAUGGAGCAGCCAGAGGAAAUGGGUGGCAAGACACACCCUCAGACCCUGUGCUGCUGACAGUUCGGGCUUGGGACUCUGCGUGACACUUGAGGACCUAAGAUUAGCUAGAGAAGUGGAGUCAGCCAAGUCAGAGUCCUCUCUGGUGCCUGGCGACGAAGCAGAUUGACCGGCUCCCAUGCUGCUGUUGUAGGAGUUGGAGCGGUAGGACAGUGAAGGCUGUGCUUCAGAGUUGGUCUCCUUUCCUUGGAACUUUGUCUUUCUGUUAGAAGAAGGGAGGUGGUAGUGACUACUGUGUGAGGCUCUGGUGCCAGCCUGAGCCUUGCAGAUCAUGGUCCCUGGUGAUGUGGACACUGAAGAUGGAGCUGAGCCUCAUUUCCUAGGACACUGUGCAGAUGGAGCCUGGAGUUUGGCUCUGAAUUUGUGUUCCAGAGCAGGCUCCUUUCCUUUUCAUACUUAGAAAGUUUCCGUCAAGAUGAGAAAUAAGGGAACUCAAGUGUGAUUUCGUUGACAGGGCCAUACACAGCUACACCAAAGCCUCUCACUGUAAUCUGAGUGGAAACUAGUGUUGAGGAGCCUCAGGCAAGUCAGGUCAGAGACAUGUGAUAGGAGUAGGGGGUGCUCUCCAAGCUCCACCCUGGCCUUGGCUGUGGAGCUGCACUCACAGUGCUUGCUUCACCGUGGGGCUGUAUUCUGAAAUUCAGAAGGCCUUCAGUGAAUUUGAGAAGGUAUGAAAUCUGGAAGAGGCCUCUAGUGCUGAGGCUUUGAGAGCUUCAUAGUUCAGAGCAUAUAACCACCAAAAGAGAGAGGAUAAGACUGUGGGGCUCUGUGAAACUUGGAGGGAUCACUUAGGUUGGCAGAGGGCCCUGAACAACCCUUUGUGACUUAGGAGAACAGCUUGAACAACACUGGAGGGGCUGCUCCUGAGAGAUGCUGCCCCUGUGUUCUGGAACCAAAGAAAACUUGUACCCUGCUUUGGUGGUGAAUCUGUGUACAUCCCAUGGGUGACUUCUGAGGCCUGACCUAUGUACCUUGAAGAGCUGCAAAACUGAGGGAGGGGAGCUACAACAUACUGAUCUUCACCUUGAGGGACUGACCACCAAGGAAGUGCCUGGAGUCUGUGGAUCACAUUCCCCAGAGCCCAUCUCAAACCACACUGUCAGAAGUGGAAACUCGCUUUACCCUACCCGUCUUGUGGCAGACUUGAGGGCAUAGCCUCAGAAGAUAAUACUCUUAUGGAGUGUGUAGAAGGAUCAGGAAGGCUUUAAAUUCUCGGGCAACAGAUGUAUUGUAAAUGCCCCCAUGAAGUUGUCUGUGGCUUUGAGAAGAGGUCACAGGGGCAGAGACUUGUCCACCUUUGGUUGUAUUGCAGUAAUAAUUUGGGGGUGGAUGAAUUCAUAGAAGUGAGCCAUAGUGAUGGUCUGAUCUUUCAUUAUCAAAAAUAAUUAAAAAAAAAAAAACA
Peromyscus californicus insignis is the source of this 5720-nucleotide messenger RNA. It is a transcript of the gene Kansl3, whose product is annotated as KAT8 regulatory NSL complex subunit 3. Gene Ontology annotation, cellular component: NSL complex. The coding region runs from base 1066 to 3777 and encodes 903 amino acids. The record is from RefSeq and is a predicted model, not a curated record. Gene Ontology annotation, biological process: positive regulation of transcription by RNA polymerase II. NCBI's taxonomy places the organism in Eukaryota, Metazoa, Chordata, Mammalia, Rodentia, Cricetidae. The transcript has 21 exons.